Molecule: messenger RNA, 3486 nt
Organism: Mus caroli (Ryukyu mouse)
Lineage: Eukaryota; Metazoa; Chordata; Mammalia; Rodentia; Muridae
Gene: P2rx3
Product: purinergic receptor P2X 3
Biological process (GO): calcium ion transmembrane transport; response to ATP
Cellular component (GO): plasma membrane
Molecular function (GO): extracellularly ATP-gated monoatomic cation channel activity; purinergic nucleotide receptor activity; ATP binding
Source: RefSeq, a predicted model, not a curated record
ACGGGUACGGUCGCCUAGAGCGUCGGUACCCCCUGGUCGGCUAAAGCGAGGGGCUUGCUAUGGAAUCCCACGCGGCUGAAUUCUUGACUAGAAAAUGGGAACGCUCUUUAGAAAGUUACAGGCUGCUCUUCAAAGACUAGAUUCCGAAGGGAAAUUAUGCGGUUUUAUUAGGCUUUCAGGUUUGUAUGUUUGUUGGAAUCAUGCACGCCCCUCCCUCCUGUGAAAUAAUCUGGGAAGGAGUCUGUUGAACAAGAAAAAUACAGAGGUGUAGCCAGAAAUGACGCCCCCACUAGCUGCAAAGGAGAUGCGGUUGUCGGUGAUUGUGCUUGCUUUCCAGCUGUACCCUGGCAAGUAGAUCAGAUCCUUUCUGCAGUGAUUUCACCUUCUACCCCCAACACCAUCCUGUCCAUAUCCCUAAUUUGUGGGUUUUCAGGAAGAGCCUAGCAGAUGGCUGCAUUAAAUUCAAGUGGUGGUGUCGGAUUUACCUUUGAGCUAGAACUUACUUGAAAUCACAUCAUCCUGCAUUGGCAGAAGCCCGGAUGGCCUCACAUAGCACCGGAGUGCAUCUUGCAAAAUCUGAAGCCAGGUCUGAAAAAGAUGCUUGAGUUUAUCUCGCCCUUCCUCAUUUUACAGAUGAGAAAAAUGAGACCACAAAAGAUUUGCCCAGGGUGUCAGUCCAUUGCCAUCAAAACUGGAACCUAGAACACAGACUCUUUAACAUCAGCCUUUUAUAAUCAUGAGGGUCCAGGGUUUAGAGUGAUUGCUAGCAUAUGUCCUACACAAAGACAGGAUAAGCCCACAGUUUCCCUGAAAUAUCACUGCACUGACUUGCUAACUCAGUCCUGGGAUAUGAUAUAGAUAAAAAUGUGUUUUGUCAUUCAGUACUUGUGGCUUUAACCACUGUCAUUGCAAGCACUAUUUAGCUAAGUCAAACUGGGCUUAAGACAUAAUGAAAACCUAUUGUUAAUGCAGCACGUUUCUAGGAUCUGACAAAACUGUUGAAGAUGGUUAAAAUAGCCCAGCCUCUUAGGAGCACAUACUCUAACAAAAGAUUUGAAUAACUUCAGGGUUUAAAAAAGAGAGAGAGAGAGAGAGUUCAGUAAUUUCUGUGCAACUUGAAGCGUUUCAACCAACUAGAGUUAGAAAUAAGCGACUUUCCACUUUGUAGUAUUACAAAUCUGUAAUCACAACACUCAAAGACUGGGGCAGGAGGAUUGUGAAUUUGAAGCAUGGCAACAUAACAAGUUAGACAACAUAAUGAGAUGCUGGAGGGCAGAGAGGAGGAGAUGGUAAGAAAUGCGUGUCUUCCUCCCAGGAGACACAGAACUGUCAAGAACCCUUUCUCCCUAUUUGUGCUAUUAGAUAGAAAUCGACAGACAGUCAGAGUGGAGUUCUUGGCUCAGGCAGAUGAGCUAACUCAAGAGUGGGCAGUUACAAGGGGCUUUGGAGAAUACAAAGCAGCUGGUGAGCUGGGAUAGAGAUGCCGUGUAAGAGAACAGAAUAGAAACAGUAGACAGAGUGCAGAUGAAACAUAAGUCCCAGAGGGCCCUAGCCAGCUGCAUCUCAGGCAAUCUGGAGCCCGGGAUUGGAGACCCCACCCCUGGUGUGACAUCACAGGGGAGUGGAGUGAAGAUGAAUAAAAAGGUGGUCCACCGCCCUGGCCCUGGACUGUUGGCUUCUAGAGUGUCAAGAGGAGAGACGAGGCACUGGGCUACAGUUGCCUGGCUUAUAGGAACUGGCUCUUUUCCUCAAGCCCCAUUAAGCAGCCCACUCCAGUUCUUGAUCUCUGUCUCCCAGUCCCGAGGUCUUUUCUCUCCUUGGGCUGCAUCCACAGCCUUUCUGGGUGGCUGUGAGCACUUUCUCAGUAUGAACUGUAUAUCAGACUUCUUCACCUACGAGACUACCAAGUCGGUGGUUGUGAAAAGCUGGACCAUUGGGAUCAUCAACCGAGCCGUUCAGCUGCUGAUUAUCUCCUACUUUGUGGGGUGGGUUUUCUUGCACGAGAAGGCCUACCAAGUGCGGGACACGGCCAUUGAGUCCUCAGUAGUAACAAAGGUAAAAGGCUUCGGACGCUAUGCCAACAGAGUCAUGGAUGUGUCGGAUUAUGUGACCCCACCCCAGGGCACUUCUGUCUUUGUCAUCAUCACCAAAAUGAUUGUUACUGAAAAUCAAAUGCAAGGAUUCUGUCCAGAGAAUGAGGAGAAGUACCGCUGUGUGUCUGACAGCCAGUGUGGGCCUGAGCGCUUCCCGGGUGGGGGGAUCCUCACUGGCCGCUGUGUGAACUACAGCUCUGUCCGUCGGACCUGUGAGAUCCAGGGAUGGUGCCCCACCGAGGUGGACACCGUGGAGAUGCCUAUCAUGAUGGAAGCCGAGAACUUCACCAUUUUCAUCAAGAACAGCAUCCGUUUCCCUCUCUUCAACUUUGAGAAGGGAAACCUCCUGCCUAACCUCACCGACAAGGACAUAAAGAAGUGCCGCUUCCACCCUGAAAAGGCCCCAUUUUGCCCCAUCUUGAGGGUAGGGGACGUGGUUAAGUUUGCUGGGCAGGAUUUUGCCAAGCUGGCCCGCACGGGUGGAGUUCUGGGCAUUAAGAUCGGCUGGGUGUGUGAUCUGGACAAGGCCUGGGACCAGUGCAUCCCCAAAUAUUCCUUCACGAGGCUGGAUGGAGUUUCUGAGAAAAGCAGUGUUUCCCCUGGCUACAACUUCAGGUUUGCCAAAUACUACAAGAUGGAGAAUGGCAGCGAGUACCGCACGCUCCUGAAGGCUUUUGGCAUCCGUUUUGAUGUGCUGGUAUACGGGAAUGCUGGCAAGUUCAACAUCAUUCCCACCAUCAUCAGCUCGGUGGCUGCCUUCACUUCCGUGGGAGUGGGGACUGUUCUCUGUGACAUCAUCCUGCUCAAUUUCCUCAAAGGGGCUGAUCACUACAAAGCCAGGAAGUUUGAGGAGGUGACCGAGACAACACUGAAGGGUACUGCUUCAGCCAACCCAGUGUUCACCAGUGAUCAGGCCACUGUAGAGAAGCAGUCCACAGACUCGGGAGCCUAUUCUAUUGGUCACUAGGGCCUCUUCCCAGGGUGCCAUGCUUAUCCUAGGGCUGCAGAACCUUCAACAGGCCACUCUAUCUCAACAGACAGAGGUGGGAGGGGGAGAAGAGGGGCUCUUAUUUCUGAUGUUCACCCCAAAGACCAGGUAUCUAGGCCCUCACUGUUCAGCAGACAGGCAGUGCUUCCCGCUAAGACCUGAAUCUUGCCUUUACCCCUUGCAUGCCUCCCAUCUGCUUCCCUGGGUCCCAAGCAUCCAUCCAUUUCCAAAGGAUAGAGAAAAUGGUAGCUAAGGUUACAUCCAUAGAACCUACCACAUACCAGGGACUCCCAUACACAUUAUCUCUUUGCACCCUUAAAAUAAUCCUAUAAGGUAGAUUUCUGGGGGGUGGGGUUGUGGGGGUGUUUUUGUUUUUGUUGUGUUUUUAAGAGAAGGAGGAAUGAA